This is a messenger RNA of Phalaenopsis equestris, 1431 nucleotides long. RefSeq names its product acid phosphatase 1-like. The coding region runs from base 314 to 1120 and encodes 268 amino acids. Lineage: Eukaryota; Viridiplantae; Streptophyta; Magnoliopsida; Asparagales; Orchidaceae. The transcript is spliced from 3 exons. The record is from RefSeq and is a predicted model, not a curated record.
UCAGCAAAUGCAGUACUAAAUUAACCAAAACCGUGCCGCUACCACUAGCACACAAGUGAAAGCACCCUAAGCAACUUGGUCCAUCAAGACGAACAAUUUCCUCAACUUCCACAUUUUACCUAAACACCAAAAAUGUUAAUUUCAUGCAUGCAUUCAGGUCACACGAUCAGUUCCGUUCUUUCCACAUAUCUCAUCGUUAGCAUCUUAAAAUCCCAUUUCAUCUUCAUCUUUCUGUGCUUGAACUCCAUUUAUCCUUUUUCCUUUCUUUCUUUCCUCUUCAAUUCGACAUUAAAAAACAAAGAAACAAAGAAUAAUGUCACGCCUUCCCCUGCUUCAUCUAAUUCUCCUCUCCUCCAUCCUUUAUAAAUCCUCCGCCGCUUCAAAUAAAGCUGCUGAUACUCUGCUUCGUCUUCUCCCACCGGCGGCAGAGACAUUGAACUCCAACGUUCUCGUCAAUGUAGCAGGCGACGAUCCGAACGAAGCCUACUGUGAAAGCUGGCGCCUUUCAGUGGAGACGAACAAUGCCGGAAACUGGAAGAAGAUCUCAUCUCGCUGCGCGAGCUCAGUGGAGGCAUACGUUAGAGGGCCGCAAUACGCGCUGGAUUCCAAAGUGGUGUCGCGAUUGGCGCAGAACUACGCUAAGAACAUCAGGCUCGCCGGCGAUGGCAUGGAUUCUUGGAUCUUUGAUGUCGACGAGACCCUUUUAUCUAACAUCCACCAUUACUUUGCAUGGGAAGUGAUGAAUGAAACGGUAGCUGCGGAGCAGUGGGGGGCUUCCACGAAGUCGCCGGCUUUGCCAUGGAGUUUAUGGCUGUACAAAAAGUUGCAGGGGAUGGGGUUUCAGCUGAUUCUGUUGACGGGAAGGAAGGAAACUCACCGCAACUCCACCGAGCAAAACCUUCUUGCUGUCGGCUAUCACUCAUGGGAAAAGCUCAUUUUAAGGGGGAACCUGGAUGCGGGAAAGAGAGCCAUGGCCUACAAAUCAGAGAAGAGGGCUGAAUUGGUGGCCCAAGGUUAUAGAAUUCAUGGCAGCUCAGGGGACCAGUGGAGUGAUCUCAUGGGUGAGCCAAUGGCGAGGAGGUCAUUCAAAGUUCCAAACCCAAUGUAUCACAUCCCAUGAUGGCAUGCAACAAUCACAUUUCUUAAUUAGCUGUAUUAUGUAAUAGUUUGUGUAAUGGCAUCCAUCCAUGCGUGUUGAGUGUUUUAUGUCAUGCCAUCAUAUUGGUCGGAUUGCAUAGAUGCAUAUAUGAUCUUAGCAGCCAUCAAACGUGUUGAGUGUUUUAUGUCAUGCCAUCAUAUUGGUCGGAUUGCAUAGAUACAUAUAUGAUCUUAGCAGCCAUCAUAGGGAGUGACGGAUGAGAUCAUUUUAAUUUUGAUAAUGUUAUGGGUUAAGCCGGGCUAUGAUAUCUUAUGAACUUAAGAUUGCUUUGG